This is a messenger RNA of Physcomitrium patens, 1083 nucleotides long. Its product is annotated as GCN5-related N-acetyltransferase 8. Gene Ontology annotation, molecular function: N-acetyltransferase activity. Lineage: Eukaryota; Viridiplantae; Streptophyta; Bryopsida; Funariales; Funariaceae. The record is from RefSeq and is a predicted model, not a curated record.
GCGUCGAUCGUGUCCGAUCGUGUCUGGAGCAUCCUCCCCGGAGACUCCAGAACUUGUGCUUUGCAAUAGUUCCGAUCCGGAUUUCGAAGUGUGUUUUGAGAGUUUUUUUUUUUUUUUAUCAUUAUUAUUUCUUUAUCUCGUCGUGAAGCAAGCCAUGGCGAUGGAAGGGACACUAACGGCCACGGUGAGAUUGGCUACCCCAGCAGAUGCUCCGUCUAUUGCGAAACUCAUCCGAGAACUUGCAGAUUUUGAGGAGCUUUCUCACGCGUGUGUUGUCACGGAAGAGAAGCUUCACUCGUCGCUGUGGAAGUUGCCGCCCUUCCAAGGACCUACGGUGCUCAUGCUCGAGGUUUGCCAACAGGAAGAAAACGUUGUAGAGGUAAAGGAAGAUUGGCAUGCGGAGGGAGAGGUCUUUGAGCCGAUUGUUAGGUCUGUCGUGCUCAAGAACCCUAUCGACGAUUCUGCAAGGGAGGGCUUCAGGUCGCCGUCAACUGGCACUCACACAACAGUCGGCUUCGUGCUCUUCUUUCCAAAUUACUCCACGUUUCUGGCCAAGGGCGGAUAUUACAUCGAGGAUUUGUAUGUGCGGAAACCGUACCGGGGCACAGGGUUGGGGACGAUUUUGCUGAAGAGCGUGGUGCAGCAGGCGAAGAAGCUCAGGGCUGGGCGAGUGGAAUGGUGUGUGCUCGAUUGGAAUGUGAACGCCAUCAAGUUCUACGAGGGGCUUGGCGCGAAGGUGAUGCCGGAGUGGCGCAUCUGUCGUCUAACAGGCGAGGCCUUGGAAGCGUGUGCGCUUUGACGACUUGUGCUUACUUUAGUGCUAGGGUUGGGAUCGGACCAAUGGAAGGUGUAUGUUGAGAUUUAAAUGCAGCUAGAUUUCUUAACGCUGACUAAAGGUCUCUAAGUUUCUGUGAGCCGUAGAGGAGCUGAUGUUGUACAAGAAGGUUAGCGUGCAUUAUCUUGCUUUCCGAGCUGGGCAACGCAUGAAUUGUUAGCUGCAAGCACGAUGGUAAUGCGGUUGCGAGGUCGGAAUUGUAAAGUCGAUUUGAGCUAAAAUGCAACAACCAGGUUGAGGCGUCGCAA